Selaginella moellendorffii is the source of this 1509-nucleotide messenger RNA. RefSeq lists its product as uncharacterized. The transcript has a single exon. NCBI's taxonomy places the organism in Eukaryota, Viridiplantae, Streptophyta, Lycopodiopsida, Selaginellales, Selaginellaceae. Gene Ontology annotation, molecular function: methyltransferase activity. The coding region runs from base 43 to 1323 and encodes 426 amino acids. The record is from RefSeq and is a predicted model, not a curated record.
GAUCCUGAUUGUGGAGUGAGGGAUUUGCUCGCUGCCCAAGAAAUGGGAGGGGAAGACAAGCCCAGGGAUUUCACGAGAUCGCUAGUGGCAGCGCUGGGAUUUGGGAAUGGAGGAAAUGGAGGAGGAGGAGGGAGUUGCGGAGUUCUACUCUUGCUGGCGACGAUCGUUGUCACCAACAUUCUCGCGCUCUACAGCCUCUCGAUCUCGCGCGACGUCCAGCGGAGCUUGCAGCACGCCGCGGGGGACGAAUCGAUUCUCCGGGAGCUGGCGACGCUCAGGGAUGAAAUUCGCAGGCAUGGCGCGCAAAACCCUCGCGACGAACACGAAGAACACGAAGAACACGAAGAACACAAAGGGGGUAAUCUAGAUUUCGCGAUGAGCAAGGAGCUUGUGGAGUUCACGGCAGAAAGGAAGCUCCCGCUGGGCAGGAAUCCAAACUAUGGCCUGGAGACGAUGACCUCUCCAAUUGGGCACCGGUGCUACGCGCAGAGGGAGCUCCUCGAUCGAUUCAUGGGCUACACGCCAGGGGAGAUCUGCCCAGACGACUGGUGGAUCGGCCAAUCCCUCAUGCUCCGCGGCUGCGAGCCUCUUCCUCGCCGGCGAUGCUUCGCCAGGACCCCAGCAGCGAUCUUCCCGCCACACUCCCUCCCGGGAUCGCUGUGGGAGAUCCCCAGCGACAAAUCAGUGCUGUGGAGCCACUACUCGUGCAAGAGCUUCGAGUGCCUCAAGAACAGGGCCAAGAACAAGACCGUCUUCUACGAUUGCGCCGAUUGCUUCGAUCUCUCCGGCCCGGAGCGAUCGCGAUGGGUGAGCUCCAAGGAGCUGGACGAGAUCUUUUCGCUGGCCAAGGGUGGCAUUCGAAUUGGGCUGGAUCUGGGCGGAGGGACUGGGAGCUUUGCGGCGAGAAUGCUGGAGCGGGGAGUGACGAUCAUCACCACCACGCUCAAUCUCAACGGGCCCUUCAGCGAAUUCAUCGCCGCGCGUGGGCUAGUCCCGAUCUUCGCCACGAUCUCGCAGCGCCUGCCCUUCUUCGACAACACCCUAGAUCUCGUCCACACCAUGCAUGUUCUUAGCAACUGGAUCCCGCUGGAAUCGCUGGAAUUCGUGCUCUACGACAUCGAUCGCGUCCUGCGACCGGGUGGAUUCUUCUGGCUGGAUCACUUCUUUUGCACCGAGGAUCAACUGGACACCCUCUAUGUGCCGCUGAUCGAGAGGCUGGGGUUCCGGAGGAUCAAGUGGGCGGUCGGAAAGAAGCUCGAUCGGGCCAAUCGCGAGGUCUAUCUCUCGGCGAUUUUAGAGAAGCCCGUGAGAGAAAGUUUUUAGGGUUCUUCCAAGAUUAGGGUUUCUUAGGGCUUUUCGACGAUGAGGGCGCUUGGGUGAAAUCAGCGCGAUCGAUUGGGGAGCUAGAGAGAGCGAGAGGAUUAUGGGGCAGACGUUCCGGAAGCUGUUCGAUAGCUUGUUUGGGAACAAGGAGAUGAGGGUAAUGGCUGUGGCUUUUGAUUGCGCGCU